AUGGCGGAUUCGGCCGGACCGCCUGUGGCGAGUCUGCAGCUGGCGAAGCCUCGCAGCAUGUUCCUCUGCGGCUCGCUGCCGGUCUGGCUGGACCGCGAGUUCACCACGCUCGAGUUCUCUCCGGGCAUAUCGAGAUCUCUCUUCAGCGAUAGGACUCCCGGCAUUCCCAAGGUGGUCCCUCCACCAGUCCGACCGUCCCUGGACACCCACCCACCCGCAUGGCUCCACCGGGACAACAUCCUCCUGCCAGUCGACCGGCCCUCGGACCCUCCAGGCUCCACCUGGGGGGGAUCGUAUCUGCAGCACAGUGGCGCGCGCAAGUGCGAGGCGCUGGCGGUGAGGGGGCUGGCGGAGUUUGGGGAGGACGCAGUGGACGUGAUAGCGCCCGCGGACGUGCUCAAGCAGCUGUUUAAACUGCCGUUUUCCAAAGCGAGCCUGUUUGUCAGCGUGCACCGCGUCGGCCGAACGCUCGUGCUCAACCCAGGGUAUGCACUGGCGGUGAGGGGGCUGGCGGAGUUUGGGGAGGACGCAGUGGACGUGAUAGCGCCCGCGGACGUGCUCGAGCAGCUCUUCAAGCUGCCGUUUUCCAAGGCCAGCCUCUUUGUCAGCGUGCACCGCGUCGGUCGCACGCUUGUGCUCAACCCCGGCCCCGAGCCUGGCUGUGUGGACUCCCACAAGGUCGCACGCUCCUCCAGGGGGCAACGCACCACAAAUGGCAGUGCUCCUCUCCAAGCUGAUCCGAGCCUGGCUGUGUGGACUCCCACAAGGUCGCACGCUCCUCCAGGGGGCAACGCACCACAAAUGGCAGUGCUCCUCUCCAAGCUGAUCCGAGCCUGGCUGUGUGGACUCCCACAAGGUCGCACGUUCCUCCAGAGGGCAACGGGAGGCGAUUCUUCUUUCCAAGCUGGCGUGGUGCGAGUGUGCGACCAUAAAAGUCAGCAGCAGCAGCAGCAGCAGCAGCAGCAGCAGCAGCAGCAGCAGCAGGAGCAGCAGCAGACUUUUGAAACGCCUCGAAAAAGCUUUGCAGAUUUUGUUGGGGAUGCGGAAGGCGUGGUGCGAGUGUGUGAGCACGGUAGCCAGCAGCAGCAGCAGCACCAAAAGGAACAGCAGCAGUGGAAGCAGCAGCAGCAGCAGCAGCAGUUUGGGCCGCAGAAAACUGUUGUCUCUGACGCCAGCCUGACACCCCUCUCUAGCCUCGCACCUUCCGUUGGUGGUCUGAGUCAGAUUGAAGCUGCUGAAGGGGAAAAUGAAGUGAAAGAGGAGGAAGAGAAGAACAAGGAGGAGGAGGGGAAGGAGGAGGAGGAGGAGGAGCAAGAGGAGGGGUAUGCGCAAUGGGAGGGCUCUGGGAAGAGCAAGUCAUGCACCAAGCGGGGAAGAACAGUAGAGGGCGGUAACAGAGGAGGAGCGGGGAAGCGAAUGGAAACAGAGGGAGGAGGAGGAAGAGAGGGGAAACGAAUGGAAGCAGGAGGGGGAGGAGUUGAGGCAGAGAGAGGGGCGGAUGGGUUUGCGCGGGUGGUGUUCUGGCAGUUGGAGCACCUGAGGCUGUUCCUGGGAAGCGACCUGAUUCUGUUCAGCAAUGAGAAGCAUGCUGCUGUCAGCCUUCACCUGGUUGACGUGGAGCAUGAGAACUCCCCUCUAGUGUGGCUCGAUAUAUGGCUGGAUAACCUGAUGGCGGGGGUGCCGGAACUGGCCAUCUGCUACCACCGCAAGGGGGUCGUGCAGGGCUACGAGCUGCUGCACUGUGACGACGUGUUUCUGCUCAAGUGCCUCGCUAGGGACGGGUCAGCAUCGUUUUACCCCCACGCUGUGAGGGACAGUGCGCUCGCCAUCCUGGGGUUCCUGCAGGACAAGUGCGUGCGCAGCCCCGGCACCUACUGGGUGAGUGCCAGGCGCUCUGGUUCUUACUGUCUGAGCUUGUACGAGCAAUCAAUGCGUGCUGUGGGUGGCAUAGCAGGACACACAAUCGCCAUCCUGGGGUUCCUGCAGGACAAGUGUGUACGCAGCCCCGGCACCUACUGGCUGAGUCCUGAUGCUCUUCAACCUGUCAUUCAGGUUGGUGCGUGCAGCGUGUGCUGUGAGUGGCAUGGCUCGCGCUCCUUCCUCCCCCAUGCUCUCCGCAAGGAGGCAGGCGCUGCUGACGCGCUGCAGCUCUCCGUCGAUUCCCUCGCUCUGUCCUUCCGCAUGGCUAUAUUCCUCCCACCAUUUCGUACUGACGUGCUGCAGCUAUUCGACCUCACUCCACCGCUCCAGAACCCAUCUGCACCGCUCCGUCUCGCCCCCUCCCUCGCCACCGAUCCCUCUGCGUCAGAAUCAACAAGCAGCCAUUUCAGCAUGACCCCUGAUGACAUCAGUAGGGGCAGGCAGCACAGGGAGGCAGCAGGGAAGGCGGCAGGGGGGCGAGCAGGGGGAACAGCAGGGGAUGCAGCAGCAGGGGAAACAGCAGGGGAGGCGGCAGGGGGCCUAGCGGGGCGAGCAGGUGUAAACUCCCCGCUGUCGUCUCUCGAUCCAGCUGUAGCAGCACACCUCUCCCUUCCCCUCACCAUGCUGCUCUAUCGCCUGGCCCUUCACCUCUCCGACUCCCACGUGCCUCGGGAUCGCCACAGGACGGCCCAGCUGUUUGGGUACUGCCUGCAGCUGCUGCACCAGAAAGACCACCCGGGCCUUCGAGCAACAGCACACGAGUACAUGGCGCGCUUCUUCCUGCAGAUCCCACACGACGAGCUUCCCUCUCUCCUCCAACCCUCGCACCUCCACUCCUCCCUCCUGCAACCUCGGCUUUCCCACCCCCCGCUCCUCCACUCGUCAGCUCCCCAUACCACUCUCCCCUACCCUCCCAUCCCCCCUUCCUCCCUCCUCCAUCCCUCUCUGCAACCGUCACUCCCCCAUCCCUCCUCGCUCCACCUCCCCCUCCUCCAACCAAUCACGUUUUUACCCUCCCAUCUGCCCCCUUCUAAUCUCUUACCCUUCUCCGCUCCUUCCUCCGAACCUCCCUCUGCCCUCACCCAAUCCUCUCGCCUCGCUAUCACGUCUCCCGAUGCUGCUGCUGCACCUGAAGAAGCAGCAGCAGAGGCGAAAGCAACAGCAGAGGCACAAGCAGCACCAAAGUCACAAACACCGCUGCCGGCCCGUUCCUCUCCGCCUGCCGUCGGUGAUGCAGAGAGUGCAGUGGCAAUCCGGCUGGCAUCCGUAUGGCAUGCCACACAAGCAAUCGGGUCUGGUGGGGUUUAUAGGGAUGGGAGGGCGUUUGGAGUGGUUGAGGAAGAGAGGAGGAGGAGCAAGGGGAAGGGGCGAAAGGGGGGGAAGGGGAGGGGAGGGCGUCGGAGGGGGAAGAUGGAGGAGCAGGUGGGGAUAGUGGGGGAGGGAGGGGAGGAAGAGGGGGAGGAGGAGGAAGGGAGGGAGGGGGAUGAGGACGCACGCUCUUCCUGCUCCCUUGGUAGCACCUGUAGCAGCGUUGGCGCUGCCUCUGCUGGGUCUGCUGCUGCAGGUGUAACCAAUGGCGGUGCGGUUACCAUCAGCAGUGCGGUUACCAGCACUACUGCGGUUACUGAUCAGCGCAUUUGCAAGCUGAUAGCCCUUCUAGGAGAAGCAUAUCUGGGCCUGGCAGAAGCUUAUAAGGGGGAUGGACAGUCCGCUCGCAAGAAUGAAAAGGGGGGCCGUGGGGCUAAAUCUGGGGUGCCUAAAGGGGUGGGGGCGAGAAGAGGAGAUGCAGCAGCAGCAGGAGGGGUGGUGGCAGGAGUGGGGGAGUCGGCAGGGUGGGAGGCGAGCAUGUGGCUGUGCAGGCAUGUGACUAGGAAGAGCUUUUGGGGUGAAUUGUGGGAGCUGGUAGGAGAUCUAUAUGUGGACCUAGAGACGAGGGUCGGAGUGGGUUCGGAGCCGGAGCAAGCUGCGAGGCUCGGUGACCUGAAGCAAGGGUCGAGGGUUGGCGAAGGGAGAAGGGAAGGAAGCAGUGUUGCACGGGCUGCAGCAGUGGCUGCAGAGGGAGAGGCGUCUGGGAGUGCUGAGUUGAGGAUAGAGGAAGAAGUGGUGAGGGAGGUUAGACGGGUGAGGAAGAAGAGGAGGCAGAGGGAGGGCGGAAGUCAAGGGGUAGCAGGUGGAGGGGCAGGUGCAGGGGCAACAGCAGGGGCAGCAGAUAAUGCAGCAGCACGGGCAGCACUGGUGGCGGCGGCAGAGGCUUUCUGGGAGGCUGGUGAUGCUCCCAAUGCUGCUCUCGUGCUCUGCAAUCUCGGGCACGGGGAGAGGGCAGAUGCUGAGCUCCUGGCUGCUCCUGUUCUCAUGCUCUCGGAGAAAGCUGGUGCUUCUGACGUCGGCUGUAAUGCUGCUGGGUCUGCUCCUGAUGCUGGUGCUGCUACUCCUGAUUCUGAUGCUGCUCUUGCAGGGUCUGCAGCAGGUGUUAACAAUGAUGGUAGUGGGUCGGACAAUGCUGGUGCUGGUGCAGAGUUGCUGGGCAAGUUUGAGAGAGCGAGGCAGAGGUAUAUGCGUGCCUUGGGGUGGUAUGGGGAUGCACGAAGAGAGCUGAUGAGGAGUGUGGGGGAAGCUAAGGCUGAUGGCGCGGCUGGUGCUGCUGAUAGUAGUCAGGGGGGAGGAGCAGGAGGAGCAGGAGGAGGGGCAGUUGGGCUUGGAGUGGGGGUUGGGAGUGAGGCAGCAGCAGCGCGGGCGUAUGGGGUGGUCUGGAGCGAGGUGAAUCUGCAAUUCGCCCACACUUACCUAAGAGUCGGCAUGCUUAUGGCAGCUGCUGAACGCCUGGGCCUUCCAACAAUUCCUGCUGGGAGCAGGAGAGAGAAUGAGGACAGUUCAAUCCGUGCAAGGAAAGGAGGGGGAGCUGGGGCAGGAGUAGCAGGGGGUGUGGCGGCAUGGCAGCAGCAGCAGAGGCGAAUGGCAGCAUUAGCAGAGGUGCAUUGGCACAAGGCAGUGUGCUUCUAUCGAGCGGAUGCGCAUCUGGACAUGUUUGUGACUUUAUGCAUGGAGAGGGCGAGCCUUGCCUUUUCUUUGGGCGGGCAGAAGCAGCAAUGGCAGUCUAUGACACCUAAUUGCAGCACAGGCUAUGCUAUCACCACUCUCAGGCCCCACUUACCAGAUGACCCUAUUCCCCCCUCUCUUCUCACCCUUUUUCCCUCUCCUUUCCCCCCUUCCUGCCUCUACCAGAGUCAUCUCACAGCUCUGAGGUACCUCAUGGCAGCACAGGCCGCGCUAUCACCACCCCCAGGCCCCAGUUCCUCCCCGGUUCCCGAUUCCAAAACCACUGAGGCCUCAAAGCAAGCUCACUCUAAGGCUUCCCCUCUUUACAGUCACACAGCAGAGAGGCUGUGCCAUCUCGUACAGUCACACCUGAAGGCGUUGCUCAGCCUUGCCCUGUCACUUUCAUGCCAUGGUGGUGGGAGGAAAGCGGGUGCUGGUACGAGUGCAACAGCCUUAGGGAUUGGAAGUUCUGGCGAGAAAUUUGUGGGAGUGGAAUCGAGUGAUAGUGGGAAGGGUGCUGGCAAGGGCAGUGUGGUUGAUGUGCUUCGAGAGGCUUACAGAUGCGCUCUGAAGCUGGAUAGGUGUGCUCUGGACUUGCAUUCAAUAGCUGUAUUGGUUGCGCAUCUACAGUGA
Closterium sp. Naga37s-1 is the source of this 5589-nucleotide messenger RNA. The record is from the annotation of a GenBank genome assembly. Lineage: Eukaryota; Viridiplantae; Streptophyta; Zygnematophyceae; Desmidiales; Closteriaceae.